AUGUUAUUGCCGAUUUUGGAGGUGUUCCCACCUGCUCGGCUCACCUUCCACCAUCGACGACACUCCAGAAGGUCAUCACUCCGCGCCUCAUUUCUCCUAGCCGGCCAGUCGUUGCGGAAAAUCCUUCUAAUUGCGCCGCUGUCUCGCCACAAAUGCUGCCUGGGCUGUGUGAGUCUGCGCGAUGCGGUCCCCCUGAUUUGCGUGAUUGAGAUUAUUAUGAUGGCCUGGUGCGCCAUGUUCGCCAUUGAUUUUGCGGUCAACGACGGGGUGUUGUUUUUUACGCGUGAAUUGGAGGGGCGAGGACAGCGCAUAUCUGCUUGUCUUGCCGUCUUCGUCGCCUGCUCUCUCGUCGUUAUCGCCGUCACCCUCUUUGCGUGGUAUUACAGAAGAAAAAGCUUCUAUGUGCUCCAUGUUCUUUGGCAGUUAGUCUUCGUUUCCUACGUGUUCUUCCUCGUCUACCUACUGUUGAUGCGGAUAUUUGUGUACAAGAAUGAUGCAUCGAGAAAAAUCAUGAUCCCAUCUGCGAUCACGAUAGCCGUAUUUUGUACGUUUAUUGGGAUUUGUGAGAUGUGGUGGUUGUUCAUUAUGGUCGACGCGUUGCUAUAUGACGAUCAAAAAAGCUCGCGACGAACCAGCGACAACGAAUAUCCCAGCCGGCCGCAUAACCA
This is a messenger RNA of Mesorhabditis spiculigera, 668 nucleotides long. The record is from the annotation of a GenBank genome assembly. Lineage: Eukaryota; Metazoa; Nematoda; Chromadorea; Rhabditida; Rhabditidae.